UGAUUUUGAUCUAUGUGCCAUCAGGAAUAAAAUACACUUUAUGUACACAGUCCGAAAAGAGGUACCGACUUUGAAAAAGCUAUUAUCUGAGUUGAAAAUUGACAUAAACUUUAAUGGCGGUCGGACCACUUUAUGGAAAAUUAUUCGCCAAAUAGGAUUUCGUUUUAAAAAAUGUGGCUCCAAAACAAAAUUACUUAUGGAACGACAUGAAAUUGUAGCUUGGAGACACCGAUAUUUAAACGUUUUGAGAAAAAAUCGUACUGAAGGCCGACCUGUCGUAUUUCUCGAUGAGACCAUACACGCUUCGUACUCUGUUAAAAAAUGUUGGCAAACUGGGGAUGAGCAAGGUGUUCUAACAAACGAUUCUACUGGUGCGCGUUGGAUUAUUGUUCAUGCAGGUGGUGAAAUGGGUUUCAUACCAAACGCGCAAUUAAUAUUCAAAUCUCAAACAAAAUCGGGAGAUUACCAUGAUGACAUGAACAAAACAAAUUUUAUGAAAUGGUUACAGGAAAAAUUGAUACCUAAUUUACCACCUAACAGUUUAAUCGUCAUGGAUAAUGCACCUUAUCACACUGUUAGGGUAAAUAAGGCGCCCACAACAAGCUCUUCUAAAGCCGAUAUGCAAAAUUGGAUAACAAAUAAAGGAUUAUCUUAUCUGCCUACUGUGGUUAAAGCUCAACUUUAUGAAAUUAUAAAGGAGCAUAAAGAACCUCCGAUAUACGAGGCUGACCAAUUGCUUGAGGCUCAUGGACAUAAUGUGGCUAGAUUACCACCCUACCACUGUGAGUUGAACGCUAUCGAGUUUAUGUGGAGUCUUGUAAAAAGGCGAGUAGCCAUUAAUAACGUAGGGCAGGAAGCAGGUAACAUUGUAAAAUUAACCGAAGAAUCAUUUGAAUCUAUUACGCGCAAGAAUAUUGGGCCCGAGUCAAGAAAAGUGUUGAUUUAUGUUCAUUCUCUAUCUUUACUUUAUUUGUUAAGGCACUGCGAGCAACCUGUUGUAUAAUUAUUAUUCGUUUAUUAAUUAUUAUUAACGUACAUUUAACUGUAAAUAAUAAUUGAACAGGGAAGUCGUAAAAACCAAAAAUGGCAACACAGAGCUCACGCUAGCCAAUCUUACAGCCAGAGGUAAAAUAACUGUGAACGAACU
Maniola jurtina (meadow brown) is the source of this 1147-nucleotide messenger RNA. RefSeq lists its product as uncharacterized. Bases 41 to 1003 code for a protein of 320 amino acids. The record is from RefSeq and is a predicted model, not a curated record. Lineage: Eukaryota; Metazoa; Arthropoda; Insecta; Lepidoptera; Nymphalidae. The transcript has a single exon. Gene Ontology annotation, molecular function: nucleic acid binding.